Caenorhabditis bovis is the source of this 498-nucleotide messenger RNA. The record is from the annotation of a GenBank genome assembly. NCBI's taxonomy places the organism in Eukaryota, Metazoa, Nematoda, Chromadorea, Rhabditida, Rhabditidae.
AUGCUUCAAUCGUUUUUGGGGACUAUUAACACUCGAGGCUACCCCGAUAGACAUUGUCUUACUGAUUGGAACGUCAUUGGUGAGUGGGAUGGUUCUUUCAAGCUGCAACAUGCGCAAUCAAGGAAAUUCAUUUGUUUCAACAAACGCGCGCGGAUUACAUUGCGAUUCAAUGGGCACGACGAGAAGUGCACAUUUCACGAGGAGAUUCGGGAUAACGGCUAUUCGCGAAUCCGAUCAAAUUGGAAGUCAACCCUGUAUCUUGGAUUUAAUGGCCGAGGUAGAUUUCAAAACCCGCUCUCCUAUUAUAUGAAGCCUCGCUGCUUCGACUGGAUCAAACUGGUUCGCUAUGUUCCAGAAUCUGAGAUGCACACGUGCGAUUCUAAAAAACCAAAGAAGAAAGUUCAAAUACACCAUUCAAAGACAAUUCACACCGCGUUACGAAAUGAUUUCCUUCGCAAAGUAUCCGCUACAAAUGAUAGCAUUUAUAUUCCACAUUAA